Messenger RNA from Sorex araneus (European shrew), 1603 nucleotides. It is a transcript of the gene BAMBI, whose product is annotated as BMP and activin membrane bound inhibitor. The record is from RefSeq and is a predicted model, not a curated record. Bases 360 to 1142 code for a protein of 260 amino acids. Gene Ontology annotation, molecular function: frizzled binding. Gene Ontology annotation, biological process: negative regulation of transforming growth factor beta receptor signaling pathway; transforming growth factor beta receptor signaling pathway; positive regulation of canonical Wnt signaling pathway. The transcript has 3 exons. NCBI's taxonomy places the organism in Eukaryota, Metazoa, Chordata, Mammalia, Eulipotyphla, Soricidae.
GCUGGCCGCGGCGGGCGCAAGCUGGAGCUCGCGCGGGCGCUCCGUGCUCCGUGCAUCGUGCUGCGUGCUCCUCGCUCCUCGCUCCUUGCUCCGUGCGCUCGGGCCGCCUUACUCUGCGGCAGAGCGGAGUCGGACCGGUCUCUCCCUCUCUUUCUCGCUCUUUCCUUCUCUCUUUCUCCGCGCUCCCCGCAGCACUCCGGGCACGUCGGCGCGCCCCUGCCAGCCCCGCUCCAUGCUCCGGCCGCGGCCCGGCCCCUCGCCGCGCUGCUGCUGCUGCUGCUGAGCUGCGGGCAGCACCCAUGCCCUCGGCGCCCCGGGAGUCGUAGGCUGCAGCGGCGCCGCGGCUCCGGGGGGCGUCAAUGGAUCGCCACUCCAGCUACAUCUUCAUCUGGCUGCAGCUCGAACUGUGCGCCAUGGCGGUGCUGCUCACCAAAGGGGAAAUCAGAUGUUACUGUGAUGCUGCCCACUGUGUGGCUACAGGCUACAUGUGUAAGUCGGAGCUCAGCGCCUGCUUCUCGAGACUUCUGGAUCCUCACAACACAAACUCCCCGCUCACCCACGGCUGCCUGGACUCCCUGGCGAGCACUGCCGACAUCUGCCAAGCCAAAGAGGCGCAAAACCACUCUGGCCCCAUUGUGCCCACAGUGGAGUGCUGCCACGAAGACAUGUGCAAUUACAGAGGGCUGCAGGAUGUGCUCUCUCCCCCCAAGGGGGACCCCUCAGGACAAGGCAACCGGUACCAGCCUGACGGUAGCAGAAACCUCAUCACCAAAGUACAGGAGCUGACGUCGUCCAAAGAGCUGUGGUUCCGGGCGGCAGUCAUCGCUGUGCCCAUCGCCGGGGGGCUGAUCCUAGUGUUGCUCAUCAUGUUAGCCUUGCGGAUGCUUCGCAGCGAGAACAAGAGACUGCAGGACCAGCGGCAGCAGAUGCUGUCCCGGUUGCACUACAGCUUCCACGGACACCAUUCCAAAAAGGGACAGGUAGCCAAGUUGGACUUGGAAUGCAUGGUGCCCGUGAGCGGGCACGAGAACUGCUGUCUCACCUGUGAUAAAAUGAGACAAGCAGACCUCAGCCACGAUAAGAUCCUCUCGCUGGUUCACUGGGGCAUGUACAGUGGGCACGGGAAGCUGGAGUUCGUAUGACAAAAGUCUUAUCUAGAGUGAACCUCUCAGACGCUUGAAGACCUUUGAGUUCUGCUGGACAGGAGCACUUUAUCUGAAGCAAAACAAGCUACGGCGUCAUCAUCUUUGGAGAGACAGACUGACGUCUGCAAACAGAAUCUUGGAUAUUUCUCCCGAAGGAUUAUUUGCACAGACUUAAAUACAGCCUUGUAUUAUUUGCUUUAAAAAUGAUUAAAAAACAAAGAGAAGACUCUGCACAACUAUCGCCAGGGUUAUUUGCAUCAGGGGGAGCUAAAGUGGAGUGCCCGAAUAAACUAAACUGUGCUCUAUGCAAGUUCCUACAUUUUGAUUUAUUGUAAAGAUUUUAAAAUACACACACAUAUAUAUUUUUUGUCUGAAAUUCAGCGAUGUCUUGUCCUAAAUUAAAAAUGAAGUGGGAAGUGUAAAAAAACUACAUGUUAAUUAUACAAAUUAAGAUUUGU